Molecule: messenger RNA, 1913 nt
Organism: Cladophialophora immunda
Lineage: Eukaryota; Fungi; Ascomycota; Eurotiomycetes; Chaetothyriales; Herpotrichiellaceae
Exons: 4
Coding region: 551-1762 (403 amino acids)
Molecular function (GO): oxidoreductase activity
Source: RefSeq, a predicted model, not a curated record
GAUAUGUUUAUCAAAGGCCUGCAUCUUGAUCUGUUUAUCAUCGAAAAGCGUAACAGAGUCCCUUCUCUGUUGCCUAAAACGAUGGAGCAGGGUUGUGGCGGAAUUUCGCACGGUCGGCCUCAAAGCCUAUUUAUUUCCACGUUUCGACCUCCUUCACAAGGAUAAAAAGUCUUUCUCCAGCUCUCAGAAACAGUCACCCGAGACGGUAUCACAAACACGAAGCAAACAUGCAAAGGUCACGAGAAGGUUGGCAUUGGACUCCCGGCACCGGGCUCCAAGCCGGUAUCCCUUCCAUUGCAGUGAUCGAGCCGUCACAGCUGAUCCAGCAUCCCAAAGACGUGUUUGAUGUGAUUGUUAUUGGCGCAGGGUAUACAGGCCUUACAGCGGCCAGAGAUACGUCAACCAGCGGUCAGUUUCCCUGAGCUGACAGGUUGCAUUGGUCUUUACUUCGGCUGACCACAAACCAGGCUUGAAGACGCUGCUGUUAGAGGGACGAGACAGAAUCGGUGGCCGAACCUGGUCAUCCGAGAUUGACGGGUACCCCUAUGAAAUGGGAGGCACAUGGGUUCACUGGUUUCAGCCACAUGUGUAUCGUGAACUGUCGAGAUAUGGCAUGAAAGACCAACUCGUGCACUCCACCGACUACAGCAAGAAGCACAACUUCUUCACCUUCAAGACAGCAUCUGGUGACAGGAACAUGAGUCACGAGGAAGAGGACUCUCUUUUCGCUCGGGCCGUUGAGAAGUUCGUCAACGUCGACGGUAACCUUGGUAGGACCGUGAUGCCAUUCCCAUUCAACGCAUACUGGAAUAAAGACGUGUUGAAAUAUGCAAACCUGUCCGUCGCAGAGAGAAUCGCCCAAAUCAGCCACGAUCUCUCCAGCGACGAGAGGCACGCUGUAGAAGCCUUUGUGCUCCUUUGCAGUGGCGGAACGACGGAAAACUCGGCAUUUCUUGACUUUCUCCGCUGGUGGGCUGCUGCCAAUUACGACUACAAAACGCUUCUGGACACCAUCAUUGUCUUCAAGCUGAAAUGCGGCCAAUCCGGCUUUGCGAAACGCUUCUUUGAAGAGGCUCUGGCGAGCGGCAACCUCUCAUACUCCUUCAAUACGCCGGUUGCCCGUAUCGACUCAUCAAAAGGGCUGGUGGAAAUCCGGACCAAGGACGGUCAAAUUUUCUUGGCCAAAAAGCUCAUUUGCACGGCCCCACUGAAUGUACUCGAGCAGAUCGAGUUCAAUCCACCCUUGGAUCAAGCGAAGCGCGAGGCUGCCGCCUUAAAGCAUGUCAAUCAGUGUGUCAAGGUCCACGCGGAUGUCAAAGACCCAGAAAUGAGGUCUUGGAGCGGCGUCACCUACCCCCACAACAAACUCGUUAUCGGAGUGGCAGAUGGAACAACUCCCGCAGGAAAAACUCAUUGUGUCUUUUUUGGAUGUGAUGCAAACCACAUGCAUGCAGAUGAGGACAUCAACCAGACUCUGGGGGCCAUAAAAGAGUUUGGCCCCAUGGAAAUUGACCGUCUGGUAUUUCACAACUGGUCCAAGGAUGAAUUUGCCAAAGGAGCCUGGGUGUGGUACAGACCGGGUAUGGAGGUGCAAUACCUUGAGGCUCUCAGGAAGCGGCAAGGACCCGUACUGUUUGCUAACUCGGAUUGGGCUGCUGGAGGAUGGAGGAGUUUUAUCGAUGGUGCCAUUCAAUCGGGAACUGAGGCAGCCUUGACGGUCCGACAGGAGCUGCGACCGGGUUCGAGAACAAGCCGGCUAUGACAGAUGACAACUGGAUAGUCUGAAAUCUUCGAUGCCGUAGAAAUGACAUAUUUGUAUCUCUAUAUAGCUUUCGAUAUUGCCCCCUUUCGCGUCACAAUGCAAGCCAUGUCUUCGCGGACGAGAGGUAUAAGGCUGAGUAGGUUGACUCGCU